Messenger RNA from Coniophora puteana RWD-64-598 SS2, 411 nucleotides. RefSeq lists its product as uncharacterized. The annotation marks the transcript as partial. The transcript is spliced from 5 exons. NCBI's taxonomy places the organism in Eukaryota, Fungi, Basidiomycota, Agaricomycetes, Boletales, Coniophoraceae. The record is from RefSeq and is a predicted model, not a curated record.
CACUGGAUUAUGACGGUAUACAUCUUCUUUCACGCGUUUGCGAUCUACGAGGGCGGCCGGGAGCCACAAUACUAUUAUACGUACGCGGGACAGCACGCCGAGGCCGUUCAGACCGCGUUUCUGAUCGCCACGCUGAUCACUGUCGACAUCGUCUUGAUAUACAGACUAUGGAUGGUCUGGAAUCGACACAUCAUGGUCGUCGUUCUCCCCAUACUCUCCCUCGUUGGUCUCUUAGUCGGCGGUACAUUCCAAGUCUACAGUUUCGCAGCCGCAAACGUCAAGGGCGGCGCGAACGACCCGAACCUCGCGCGGUGGAUCUUGGCGAACUGUUCUUUCAUCCUGACUACCAACGUCUAUUGUACAACUAUGAUAGUGUGGCGCGUAUGGCGCACUAAAAGGGACACGGUUCAA